This is a messenger RNA of Heterobasidion irregulare TC 32-1, 1191 nucleotides long. RefSeq lists its product as uncharacterized. Lineage: Eukaryota; Fungi; Basidiomycota; Agaricomycetes; Russulales; Bondarzewiaceae. Bases 1 to 1191 code for a protein of 396 amino acids. The transcript has 5 exons. The record is from RefSeq and is a predicted model, not a curated record.
AUGCCCAUGCAUAUGUACAAAGAUGUACAGCUGUAUGCUCCAUUUGGCGUUCCUGAUGGCAAGGGCCUCGAAGUUCGCCCUCGCCCGGAGUUCAGAGCGUCGGUAUUGAUACUGAUUGAAAGAACGUCCGAGGUGCCUCAGCCUUGCGCGAUGCAUUUUUUCUUGGAACAACCGCAGCCGCAAUUCGAGCACAGGCGCGCGCCGCGCCUCAAAAGGGCAGAUGCUCUCCCGUGCGCCGCAUACAUCCGUGAUGUCGCGAUGCGCUGCAAUGUGAAUUACUACACGCACCCACGCACAGUGCGGGCCCUACGCAGCUGUGCAGACGACCACGCGCGGGACGUAUGCCCUACAUUCGCGUCCAACGUGUUGCAUUUCGAAUCCUUGCUGGACGAAGUUCGAGGGCAUCUGCCCCACUUCGCACCGCACACGCUUGUCGAAGCUCUCCACGUUCUGACACAUCCAUUUCCGGAUGCCAACCGGAUGGGACUAGAUGCUACUAGAUGGGACGACUUAAUGGAUCAUGAUACGACAACCAAGGCACUUGUCAAUGUGCGAUACCAGGGAGUGACCUGGAGUGACGGCAUGAAAAAGGCGCCACGGAAGGUCGGUUACCGCCUAGGGCCUUGGCGAGAUGGCCCGAACACCUACAGCGGUCGGUAUGGUUCCACCGCUACACUAAGCCGGUCUCACAAGAAUAGCCCCUCGCGAGGGAACCUCGGGCGCUGCGUCAAAGACAGGGUGGACCGCCCGGAGUGGUCGCAUGGAAAACAUCCCGAUAGCGUCUCACUGGGGGCAAGCGGAAAUACCCUCCACCAAGGAAGCCGAAAGGAAGUCGAGAAUAUGAGGUGUGCACAAUAUGAAGUUAUUGUGUGCCGUGGAGGUUCGAGCACGGGCAGGCCGCCCACGUUGGCAUGUUUUGGGCGAUUUGAAAAUAGAGCAUCGUUUGAUGGAUCUAUCAUGAUUCAUGCAGUUGUAUCUCAUCAUGUCGCGAGAAUCAAUUGGAGAGAUGCCAGUGGGAGCCGCAGCAUUGAUGGAUGGAACGGGUCGUCCAAGGGGAGUUGGACUGGAUGGGGACGAAUGAUUACCGAACGCCGAAAAGACUCACCCUGGCUGACAAGUGACUUAGAAUUGACGGAUUCAGACGGAAGGGAUGGCGAACGCGAGUGGGAUGACAGAGGAAUGUUAAAUUAG